Molecule: messenger RNA, 2234 nt
Organism: Purpureocillium takamizusanense
Lineage: Eukaryota; Fungi; Ascomycota; Sordariomycetes; Hypocreales; Ophiocordycipitaceae
Exons: 1
Coding region: 37-2142 (701 amino acids)
Source: RefSeq, a predicted model, not a curated record
CGUCUACUUGCCUUUUCGGGCAAUCCCCCCCCAAACAUGAUCGUCGCCAGGUCAGCUCGACGUCAUCACUCACACUCACUCUUACACACACGCGCGCGCACACACUCGCCUCGCUGCCGAGCCGACGCCACAGGCAGAUCAUCUCAUCUGCCCUCGUCCAGUCUAGUCCCCCCAUCGCGGGACGCAAAGCCCCAGUCGGGCCCAGUGGAUGAGUGUUUCCACGACCGGCCGUCUCACCAGCCACGAGGGGAAGAAGCUGCCCUCCUCCUCCCCGUCGUCGCCGUCGUCGCCGCCGCAGUCAUGUCAGAAGCCUCCGACGUGCUGAUAUUCAUCGGCGUGCUCGCGCUCUACUACGUCAUCUUCUUCUACCAAAACACCAUCUCGCGCCUCCUCUCCGGCCUCCGCCCCGCCGGCACCGGCAUCGGCAUCGGCAUCGACACUGAUGCGGCGGCGGCGGCACGAGGGGCGGGUUUGACAGCGACGGCGACAACCAAGCCCGUCCUGCCGUCCGACGUCGACGUCCUCGUCGUCGGGUCCGGCAACGCAGGCUUCUCGGCCGCCAUCGCCGCCGCGCAGGCCGGCGCCCGACGCGUCCUCCUCAUCGACAAGUGCCCCGAGGCCUGGGCCGGCGGCAACUCGUACUUCACCGCGGGCGCGUACCGCUUCGUCCACCGCGGGCUCGACGACGUGCGCGCCCUCGUCACCAACCUCGACGACGACGCCAUCGAGGACAAGGUCGACCUGCCCGCCUACUCGCACGAGGACUUCGAGGACGACGUCGGGCGCGUGUGCGGCGGGCGCUCCGACCCCCGGCUCGUCAAGGCCCUCGUCGACGAGUCCGCCGCCGCGGUCCGCUGGCUCGCCCGCCUCGGCGUGCGCUUCCACCUCAGCUUCAACCGCCAGGCGUACGUGGUGCACGGCAAGAUCAAGUUCUGGGGCGGGCUGUGCGUGCGCGCGGCCGACGGCGGCAAGAGCCUCGUCGCGGACCUGCAGGAGGCGGCGCGCCGGCACGCCGUCCAGGUGCGCUACUCGACGGCGUUUCUCGGCCUCGAGCGCGACUGGGGGGCGACGACGGGGGCGGGCGACCUCAUCGUCUCGGUCGACGACGACGGCGUGCGCCGCACCGUCGCGAGCAAGGCCGUCGUCCUCGCCGCGGGAGGGUUCGAGGCCAACCCCCGGCUGCGCAGCCAGUACCUCGGCCCCGGGUGGGACAUGGCGCUCGUGCGCGGCACGCCGUACAACACGGGCGAGGCGCUCGAGACGGCCAUGCGGUGCCUCGACGCCGCCCCCGCGGGCAACUGGUCCGGGUGCCACUCGGUCGCCUGGGACGCGCACGCCCACCCCCUGAGCGGCGACCGCGAGGCCUCCAACGAGCUCACCAAGUCGGGCUACCCGCUCGGCCUCAUGCUCAACCUCGACGGCCUGCGCUUCGUCGAUGAGGGCGCCGACCUGCGCAACUACACCUACGCCCGCUUCGGCCGCGCCAUCCUCGCCCAGCCCGGCCACGCCGCCUUCCAGGUCUGGGACGCCCAGAUGAGCGCCUGGCUGCGCAGCGAGGAGUACCGCCCGGAGCGGGCGCGCCGCGUCGAGGCGGACACGCUCGAGGAGCUGGCCGACAAGCUGUGCGCCGGAGGAGGCGGAGGCGGAGGCGGAGGCGGCGGCGGAGGAGGACGAGGAGAAGGACGAGGAACAGACGCCGUGGCCACUCUGCGCGACAAAGACGCCUUCCUGCGCACCAUCCGCGAGUACAACCAAGCGGCGCAUCUGCACCGACAGGAGAAUCCCGCCCUCAAGUGGGAUCCCUCCGUCAAGGACGGCCUGUCCACGCAGUCCAAGGCCAUGCAGCUCGACCUGCCCAAGUCCAACUGGGCCGUGCCGCUCGAGAAGCCCCCCUUUCUCGCCGUGCGCGUGGCCUGCGGCAUCACCUUUACCUUUGGCGGGCUCAAGGUCGAUCCCGCGACGUGCCAGCUGCUGCGUCAGUCCAACGGACACCCCAAUCGGGGCAUCUACUGCGUCGGCGAGAUGAUGGGCGGCCUGUUCUACCAGAAUUACCCCGGCGGGAGCGGACUCACCGCCGGCACCGUCUUCGGGCGGAGGGCUGGACAGGCUGCGGCGGCGGCGAUCAAGGCCGACUUCAGGUAGGCAGCGGCAAGAGCAUGAACGAAUUAGACGACUCACGGGAACACGCCGCCACAUUGAAAAGAAAGCAAGCGUCUCGAUAGAAUUUCCAGUUG